GCCGCCAGACGGCGCGGGCAGAGCCGAGGUUUUGGCGCGGGCGGAUAAAGAUCGAGGGCUGGAGGUCGGAGCCCGCUGGGAUGCUGCCCGUUGCGGAACACCUGCUGCUCCUCCUGGGACUGGAGAAGACCUCGUUCCGUCUGUACGCUGUGUCUGUGCUUCUGCUCUCCGUGCUCUUCUUUGUCUCCCGCCUGCUGCUGAAGUUCUUGAGCCUCUGCUGGCACUUCUACAACACCUGCCGCCAGCUGAGCUGCUUUCCCCAGCCGCCCCGGCGCAACUGGCUGCUGGGCCACCUGGGCAUGUAUCUCCCAAAUGAGACAGGCCUCCAAGAUGAGAAGAAGGUGCUGGACAACAUGCAUCAUGUAAUCCUGGUGUGGAUGGGACCUAUCCUGCCACUGUUGGUUCUUGUGCAUCCUGACUACAUCAAGCCUGUGGUAAGCGCCUCAGGUAGGUAGGCUGGCUUCUGAGUG
Messenger RNA from Manis javanica (Malayan pangolin), 470 nucleotides. The record is from RefSeq and is a predicted model, not a curated record. NCBI's taxonomy places the organism in Eukaryota, Metazoa, Chordata, Mammalia, Pholidota, Manidae.